This is a messenger RNA of Micropterus dolomieu (smallmouth bass), 3454 nucleotides long. Its product is annotated as rho-related GTP-binding protein Rho6-like. The transcript has 5 exons. Gene Ontology annotation, molecular function: GTP binding; GTPase activity. Lineage: Eukaryota; Metazoa; Chordata; Actinopteri; Centrarchiformes; Centrarchidae. Gene Ontology annotation, biological process: small GTPase-mediated signal transduction. The record is from RefSeq and is a predicted model, not a curated record. Bases 137 to 835 code for a protein of 232 amino acids.
CUCCUGUGCUGCUUCACACGUUGACAGACUGACUGAGCAGGAGGGAGAACACAGCCUGUCACCGAGAGGAUUUACGAAACUUCAUCGAUACUAUUUCCACUCUGAUUUCUUUUUUAGUCCUCUACUCUUCCUCACCAUGAAGGAAAGGAGACUCACGCAGCCGUUUGUAGCGAGGUGUAAACUCGUGUUGGUCGGGGACGUCCAAUGCGGUAAAACAGCGAUGUUACAAGUCUUGGCCAAGGACUGCUAUCCAGAGACUUACGUCCCCACUGUGUUUGAGAACUACACCGCCUGUCUGGAGCUUGAAGACCAGCGUGUUGAGCUCAGCCUUUGGGACACAUCGGGUUCUCCAUACUAUGACAACGUCAGACCACUCUGCUACAGCGACUCAGAUGCCGUGCUCUUAUGCUUUGACAUCAGCCGACCAGACACAGUAGACAGUGCGCUGAAGAAGUGGAAAGCAGAGAUCCAGGACUUCUGUCCCAGCACACGGAUCCUACUAAUAGGCUGCAAGACAGACCUGCGCACAGAUGUAUGCACGCGCAUGGAGCUGUCCAAUCAGAAACAGACUCCCAUCUCCCAUGAACAGGGUUCGUCCUUGGCCAAGCAGCUUGGAGCAGAGGCGUACCUGGAGUGCUCAGCGUUCACAUCAGAGAAGAGCAUCCACAGUGUUUUCCGUACUGCGGCUCUGGCCUGCAUGAACAAACUCCAGCCUUCCACUAAACCAAGCCCUGUCCGCCGUCUCUCCAAGAGACUCCUACACCUGCCCAGCAAGACAGAGCUCCUCUCCUCCACCUUCAGCAAGGACAAGUCCAAGAGCUGCUCCAUCAUGUGAAUCCUGUAAGCAAGGGGACCAGCAGACUGCAGUUGGUUCAACAGGGGUCCAGGGUGUGCAAGGGAAAGAGAGCAAUGGUGUGGAUUUCUACAAAGCGUCUCUCUCCUUUGCAGCAACCCCCCCAAUCUCCUUGUCAACCACUUAAAAAAUAGGUCGCUACACUCUCUAUAUUCAACUCUGGCACUGAACUUCUGAUCAUGAGGUGUCACCAGCACACAGCGCAGAGAUGGAGUGAAAAAAUAUUUGACGUUACACUAUUUCUGAUCAUUUAAAUACACCUGUAAGUGAGCAUAACAGGCACUGUUAGAUUCCUCACAUAAAGGUUGCUGUGAGGGAUUCAGCCUAAAUAUGGUCAGUGCCUCCUCUUUUCUACUUGGAAAGUGGUUGUAAACACGGCAUUUGAUUUGCAUUACCCUGAUGAGAAUAUGAAAUUCUGAUAGCGGCGCCCUUUCCCAUCCAUCUCUUUAUCUGAAUGUCUCUUUAAGGUCACGAUACGAGCUGAGUGACGAGAUGAAAUGUAAAAUCUGACACUGACAGGCAGUGGUAUCUACAGAAAUGCAGCUCUGGGAAUUUAAAAUAGCAGCCCCUUGAAGAAAUUAUUCACCUGCCGACCCCAUCACAGUAUUUCAUUUGGAAAUUAAAGCUGACAGUGGAGAAAAGAGGAGAGAGAAGGGAGGGAUUUGGCAAGCAAGAGCAUUCAUUUGCAAAGGCAGUGGGAGGACGAACUGAGAGCAACAUCUGAAGGAGCUGCAAUGUGACUCAGCACUCACAUGAACCACAAAGCAGUCCAGGGUGGAACGUGUGACAAAAACAAACAAAAGCCUCGGCCAUGGCCACCAAGACCGUCUGAGCAUGUUUCUGUCAGAGCCCCGUUCAUCACCCAUCGACACAGCAGUCUUAAUUGUUCAGUGUCAUUAGCCAUACGGCUGAUGUAACAUUAAUGAUGCAUCAUCUCACUGUUCCCUGCCACUUUAAGAGCUGCUUAAUGGAAACCAGUUUUUGAUACAUGGUCUUUAAAAAGGUAAAACAAAAAAUGUAAAAUAUGUCAGCCAAACUGGAUGGAUUUACUUUAAUGUACCAAAAGGAGUCUUACAAAUCCUAUUUGUUUUUGAAUCCUCUGUCUCACAGGCUACAUCCACACUACUAUGUUUUCGUUUUAAAACGCAGACCUUUUGCUAUGUUUGCACCUCCCAUUCAAACUAAAACAGCGAAGACCUUAAAAGACUUUAAAAACAAUGACGCAGACACUCACGUUUGGCUUUCUGAUUGGUCUUUAUAAGUCAUGCAGAGCAAAAACACAAUCUCUGGUGUGGUUCUUCAUCUGUGGUAGUACUGUCCUCUUUCUCUUAAGUCUUCUGCAACUGCAGAGUAGAAAACUGGCUUCAUGUUUACACCAGCACGCACAUGCCCAAAGGUAUGUGAAUGGUCACUAGAUGUACGUUUUCAGUUGUUUUAAUAUAGAUGGAGAUAACUCUGAAACGCAGCUAAAACUGUUGGUGUGAACGGAGAUCGUUUUCAUUUUAAAACUUGUGGAUGUAGCCAAAGUGUGACAAAAGGUCCGUGCUGCAGGUUUUAAAGAGAAAUAGUCCUCAACUUUGAACUUUGGACUGUGAACAUGUUAUCUGUGCCUGCUCACCAUGCUUUCAACAAGCCAGGUUGAGCUGAAUUUUUGUGCCCAGCUGCUGCCAUUUCCAGCCAGGAUAACUGCAUUGAUACACCCUGAGAAGGUUGAAUUGAAUCAUGCAAACAGGCUGGUCCUGUCUGGAGAUUUUGUUUUCUUUCCUCUUUUUAUGCUUUAAAAUAUUUGGAUUUUUAAUUUUCAGCUUCCCUAAAAAGAAUUCUUGACAUUUUUUUGGGGAUGUUUCUACUUGCUUGUGGCCGUUUUUGGUAGGUUUUUUUUGUAGCUGUUGAUGUUCUUGAAUUUACUUGAGUCUUCUGGCGUUAGCUGCUGUUGACAGCUGAGCUAAUGGAGGAUUUGAUGGUUGUGGGUUCUGCACCGAGAAGCCCGGAGUCCUCUGGAUGUACAGAACAGUGGAAUUGCAUGUUUUGCCUAGCAAUAGUGUGAGCAGGGGGCAGUCCUGAGCGGGGAUUCUUCCUCACGGAGAGAGGGGAGGGAUGGCUCUCCGAGAGGGCACCUCACCUUUUUUUAUGUGUAGCAUUAGACAGAAGCCACUGCAAAGGUGACGGACGGCUGGACGUUUCAGGUAGCAACGGCCUGGUCAAAAACCCCGCACUGGUAGCUGCCAGGACUGGGUUGUUGGAAACGACAGCAUGCCAUCUAAAACACAUCUCUGUAGCUCUGCUUCAGUCAUUAUUUCACUUCUCUUCCUGCCUGGUGCAUUGUGCUUUCCGAUACAAGCUCCAUUUGGUGUCAAUAGACAUCCGUCAUUUCACAGUUUCUCUCUUGCUCGUUUUUUGACAGACAGACUUGUUUUGUUGUACAUACCCUUCCCAAUAAAACUGUUUAUUUGAUAUCCCCAAAAAGAAUGUUACUGAAGCAAAACAAAAUGUUUAUGUCAAGUUGCUUGUUAUGGCUUAAGUUAUUGACUGAAUUCUGUAUUUGUUAUUGUCAUGCUACUUUCUUUAAGUCUUUAUUUAAAUAAAUAUGUCUGAAGUUCA